CAGUUGGGUACUUUUUCUUUUUUCUUUUAGGUAUAUAUAGAUAUAUAUUAUUUUAUAGCAAAAGUUUUCUGUUGGUGAAUGGUGAUAGCCAUCUUGCUUUAGAGAUAUGGAUCUGAACCCUAUUUCAUCCAGAACUACCACUGACAUGAAAACCAUAGAGAGAAACAGAAGAAAUCAAAUGAAGGUUCUCUACUCGAAGCUCAACUCUCUUGUACCCCAGCAAACCACAAGGAAAGUGACAUCGUUGCCGGAUCAGCUAGAUGAAGCUGCAACAUACAUAAAGAAGUUGCAGAUAAGCAUAGAGAGAAUGAAGGAGAAGAGGAAUAGGUUGAUGGGUUAUAAUAAUAAUAAUAAUAAUUUGAAUGGAGGAGGAGGCAGUAAUAUUAUGAGCAUUAACAGUAGUAACAGCCUAAUUGGAGAACCCAUUAAUGGUGAUAUGAGCUCGAAAUCGCCUCACAUUGAGGUUCAUGAGAUGGGUUUGGCUGUUGAGAUUGUUCUGAUAAGUGGCUUGGAUUUCCAGUUCAUGUUCAACGAAACAAUUCGCAUUCUUUAUGAAGAAGGAGUUGACAUUCUUAAUGCCAGUUUCUUUGUUUCUGAAGAUACUGUUUUUCACACCAUACAUUCUCAGAAGGGAGAAUUUGAUUCUGGUGUUGGUGCUUCAAGGAUAUCUGAGAGGCUAAAGAAGUUAAUUGACGAAGCCAGUAAUGAAUCUUGAAGCAUUUAUAUAUAUAUGUCAUUAUAGUAGUGGCUGCUGCUUAGUUAUGAACAAAAUCAAGAAUGUUGAUGAGUGAUUAUAUUGCCUUGAUGAUUAUAUUUACAUUGUCUUCUAAUACUUUGUAAGUCAUCAGUUUAUUAAUUAAUUAGAAGUACUAUAUAUAUAUUGUUUGUGA
This is a messenger RNA of Humulus lupulus (European hop), 890 nucleotides long. RefSeq names its product transcription factor bHLH162-like. NCBI's taxonomy places the organism in Eukaryota, Viridiplantae, Streptophyta, Magnoliopsida, Rosales, Cannabaceae. The transcript is spliced from 3 exons. Gene Ontology annotation, biological process: regulation of transcription by RNA polymerase II. The record is from RefSeq and is a predicted model, not a curated record. Gene Ontology annotation, molecular function: RNA polymerase II transcription regulatory region sequence-specific DNA binding; protein dimerization activity; DNA-binding transcription factor activity, RNA polymerase II-specific. Bases 107 to 715 code for a protein of 202 amino acids. Gene Ontology annotation, cellular component: RNA polymerase II transcription regulator complex.